Messenger RNA from Toxorhynchites rutilus septentrionalis, 2287 nucleotides. RefSeq names its product nucleolar protein 10 (gene l(2)34Fd). The transcript has a single exon. Gene Ontology annotation, molecular function: protein binding. The record is from RefSeq and is a predicted model, not a curated record. Gene Ontology annotation, cellular component: small-subunit processome; nucleolus; nucleus. NCBI's taxonomy places the organism in Eukaryota, Metazoa, Arthropoda, Insecta, Diptera, Culicidae. Gene Ontology annotation, biological process: maturation of SSU-rRNA from tricistronic rRNA transcript (SSU-rRNA, 5.8S rRNA, LSU-rRNA). Bases 117 to 2162 code for a protein of 681 amino acids.
CAUGCUGCUUUUGGGUGACGUUUCUCAUUUUUGCUCGUCAAUGCGGACCAAUCAAGUCAGUCUGCAGCUGAAUAGUUUAUUUUCUUUAUGUAAAACACACGGAAACAGUACCGAAGAUGCUUGUGACGGACGUUGGUGAAGUGAAAAUUUACAAUCUCAGCGCCGGAAAAGCGCUACCCGACUGGGUAUCGGACAAGAAACGGCGCGAGGCGCAGCGCAAAAAUGUGGACAUCAAUCGACGCAUCGAGUUGAUACAGGAUUUCGAGAUGCCAACGGUGGCGACCAGUGUGGACAUCUCACCCGACGGGCAAUACAUACUAGCCACCGGAACCUACAAGCCCCGGGUGAAGUGCUACGAGGUGAACAAUCUGUCGCUGAAGUUCGAGCGAUGUUUCGAUUCGGAGGUGGUGAAGUUUAAAAUAUUGAGCGACGACUACGGCAAAAUAGCGUUCCUCCAGGCGGAUCGUUACGUUGAAUUUCACGCAGCACACGGGCGACACUACCGACUUCGGAUUCCACGGUUCGGCAGAGAUUUGGAUUACCACAAGCCAUCGUGCGAUUUGUUCCUGGUGGGAACGUCAUCAGAGAUAUAUCGUUUGAAUACUGAGAGGGGGCAAUUUCUUCAAUCAUAUGAAACCUCUGCGAGUAGCAUCAAUACGUGUGAGGUGAAUCCGGAGCACUACUUGCUUUGUGUGGGCAGCCAAGAAGGAACGGUGGAAGCGUGGGAUCCACGAACUAAGAGUCGCUGUGGUGUCCUGGAUGUUGCGGCUAGCAUAAAAAACAAUGAUAAAUUCCCUUCCGUUUCGUCAUUGAAAUUUAAAAAUGGUUUACAGAUGGGCGUUGGGACCACAUCCGGUCAUGUGUUGCUGUACGAUAUUAGAGCGAAAGAGCCACUGCUAAUCAAAGACCACUUGAACGAACUGCCGGUGAAAAAACUUGAUUUCAACAAGGAGCAUAAUGCCGUUUAUUCGCUAGAUGCCGCGAUGUUGAAAAUUUGGGAUGAAAGUACAGGAAAACAGCUUGCAUACAUUGAAUCGAACAGUAAUUUCAACGAUUUCACGACGUCUCCGAGAAGUGGUUUAUUUUUCCUAGCACAAGAAGAUGCAAAGAUGCUGACAUAUUACAUUCCCAACCUUGGACCAGCUCCCCGCUGGUGCUCUUUUCUUGACAAUCUCACGGAGGAAAUCGAAUCAGAGUAUGUGCAGAAUAUUUACGACGAUUAUAAGUUCAUUACAAAGCACGAGCUGGCCGAGUUGGGUUUGAGCCAUCUGGAGGGAACCAAUAUGCUGCGGGCAUAUAUGCAUGGAUUCUUCAUUGACAUCCGAUUGUAUAACAAGGCGAAGACAAUCGCGGAUCCGUUCGCUUUCGAGCGAUAUCGAAAGGAGAAGAUUGCGAAGCAAAUUCAGGAAACACGGCCGGCACGGUUGCAGCUGAAAUCGAAACUACCGAAGGUUAACGCCGAGCUAGUGGAAAAACUGUUGACCGAGCAGGAUGCGGGAAGCAGUAAGCUCAAGGCAGCUGCCAGAAGCCUGCUGAAGGAUGAUCGAUUCAAGGGAAUGUUUGAAAAUCCCGACUUUGCGGUGGACAAAACGGCCCAAGAGUACCGACUGCUCAAUCCCGUACUCACAAGGCUGGAUAAAACGAAGGCAAAGAAGUUGAAAGCUCAGCAGGAGGCAGCUGAGGCAGCGGCGGUCAAACAGAAGGAAGGAGAAGAGGAAGGUAGCACAGAUGAUGAUUUGUUCAGCGAGAAGGAAGACAGUUCCGAUGAUGAACAAGUUUGGACAAAGGAGGUCAAGAGGGAGUAUAAUCAGAUACAACGGGAGACAAAACGUGCGCUUCUGGAGGAGGACGACGAGGAUGAAGGGGAUGUGGAGUACGAUGGAUCAUCGGUACAGGUGCAGGAGAAGGAAGAUUUCAAUAUUAGUCAGAAUAACAGGAAAAUUAGCAAAGCGGGGUUGGGUAAGCGGUUGGCCGCUAGCAAACCGGUACAGGUGAAAACGAUUGGAGGGCUCGGCAAUUGCCAGAUGACAUUCAGUACCGAGCGCAAGAAGAAUAACUACGAUAGGAAACGGCAGAUGGAGUUGAAGAAGCAUCGAGAGGAGAGAAAGCGGGUGAUACGACCGACCACUAGCUUAGGAUUGAGAAAAGCACAUAAAAAGUAGGAUGUAUUAUAUAUGAAUUAUUUUACAUUCUGAUCUAUAAUUUUUUUUUUUCCUGAUCAGAAAUAAACCACCAUGAACAGUAUUUCUUGGUUUAAUAAAGAGAAAUUCUCCCGUUUUGGCAAUGG